ACGCUCCGUUCAUUGUGGUAUUGCAACCAUGGCGACUGUAAGCAAUAAUUGUUAUGCGGACCUUCAUAUUUACUCAGAAUCAGUGGGACCCGAGCAUAUUUAUAAUUCUCUAAAACGGGACAAAAUACCCCAUACGCCGGUUACAUUAAGCUGGUGGGCAUUUCAUCGCAGGCCAUUUUUUCAAAACUCGAAAUUCGCUUUUAUUGUUGGACUUGUUGUUAUACUAGUGCUUGCUGCAUGUAGUGUAUCUAUUGGAUAUUUCAUAGGUAAAAAUGCAUGUGAAAAACGUGAUAGAAAUAAUUUCCAUCAACAUGACGAGUCUCGCUUCACGGAAACAACACAAAUAUCAACUUUUACUGAUAUUGUUUCCAUACAAAACACAAACAAAAUUACAUCUCAAAAGAAAGCUACGACAACUGAAACAAUUCGAACAUUUAAAACUAAAACAUCUGAUAAAACAACAACUAAACCGAGGCCGCCCAUUAGAGUAAAUCUUAAAGGAAAGGUGUUCAAAAUAUACGCAAAGGAAAACGAUCAAUUUUGGCAUUUUGACGGAGGUCAUCAGGUUCUGAAAGUUGUAUCGUCCUUAUGGCAACCGAAUGAUGAAUUUGUAAAGUUUACUUUUGAGAAACAGACGGACGGAUCAUACAAAAUAAAGUCGCGAUCGGUUUCCUUUCCACGAUACAUGUACGAUGGGUAUGGUGUUCCUGGUGCACGUGGUGUAUAUCUUAAUGGUGAUGACCGAACAGACGACGAUCAUAUGCGAUACUAUAUAACCAUGGAAACACAAGGCUUCUACAGAAUUAAAACAAAAGCAACGAAUCGGUACGUUAGGCUGGACAAGGACAAAUACGUAUCAUCCAGAUAUAAUUUAAGAGACGACAGGUCGUUGUUUAAGCUCGUAGUGGUGUAAAAAGUGCCAAAUAUGUAUAAAUUUAUCAUUAAUUGCUGUUUGCAAUCAAUUUUUCAUAACACAUAGAAUCAUUUUAUUCUUUUAAAGCAGACAAUUCUUUUAAAAACGAUGGAAAGAAUACCGCCAUGAUGAAUAUGAUAACUUGUCAAUGAAAUGCAUAAAUCUGUUACAAAAUAUUUUUUGUAUGUAGAUCUAUAAGUAAUAAAAUAAAAUGACAAAA
Messenger RNA from Ruditapes philippinarum (Manila clam), 1133 nucleotides. RefSeq lists its product as uncharacterized. The record is from RefSeq and is a predicted model, not a curated record. The transcript is spliced from 3 exons. NCBI's taxonomy places the organism in Eukaryota, Metazoa, Mollusca, Bivalvia, Venerida, Veneridae. Bases 29 to 913 code for a protein of 294 amino acids.